AUGUAUAUAUAUAAAUUAAAUAAAGAUGAAUCUGUGAAAAUGCAAUAGAUUUUAGAUAAAAAAUAACAAGAAAUAAAUGUAUCCUUUAUGAUGAAGAUAAUAUUAUUAUAAUUGAUGCAGAAGAUGAAACCCAUAUCAACUAUGCAAGACAUUGGGUAAUGGUGGCAAUGGAUAAAUUAGCUGAACAUAAUAAAAAUGAAAAUCAUUAGAAAUACUUUCAUGAUUGUAAUUACUAUGCAAAAAAUUUGA
Paramecium primaurelia is the source of this 249-nucleotide messenger RNA. The record is from the annotation of a GenBank genome assembly. Lineage: Eukaryota; Ciliophora; Oligohymenophorea; Peniculida; Parameciidae.